AUGGCUAAAGUGCACAUAACCAACGUAGUCGUACUCGACAAUCCUAGUCCGUUUUUGAACCCUUUCCAAUUCGAGCUAACCUUCGAAUGCAUAGAGGAACUAAAAGAAGACCUUGAAUGGAAGAUGAUAUACGUCGGAUCAGCCGAAACGGAAGAACAUGACCAGGUUUUAGACACAAUAUACGUUGGUCCCAUACCAGAGGGUCGGCACAUGUUUGUAUUCCAAGCACCACCGCCCGAUGUGAACCGCAUACCUGAAAACGACGCUCUUGGCGUCACUGUAGUGUUAUUAACUUGUUCCUACCGCGGUCAGGAGUUUGUGCGCGUCGGUUACUUUAUUAACAAUGAAUAUAGUGAAUCAGAACCAGAGUUACGGGAAAACCCCCCAGCGAAGCCUCAAUUCGAUAAGGUAGUCAGGAAUAUCCUGGCGUCUGAACCGAGGGUAACUAGAUUCAAGAUCAACUGGGCCGAACCAGACGCAGUGCCAACAGAUUCAGGUGAUGGAAACAUUGAAUCAACCCAUGCUCCUAGUAAUGACUCAUAUGGUGCUUUCAAUGCAGACAGUCAGAUUAGCGGUAUCGAGUUUCAAGGGAGUUUGAGUGGUUAUGGUGAUAAUUCAAAUUCUAUCGCUCCUAUGGAGUGUUGA
Leptosia nina is the source of this 645-nucleotide messenger RNA. Lineage: Eukaryota; Metazoa; Arthropoda; Insecta; Lepidoptera; Pieridae. The record is from the annotation of a GenBank genome assembly.